Molecule: messenger RNA, 2658 nt
Organism: Vombatus ursinus (common wombat)
Lineage: Eukaryota; Metazoa; Chordata; Mammalia; Diprotodontia; Vombatidae
Gene: NKX2-3
Product: NK2 homeobox 3
Exons: 2
Coding region: 555-1598 (347 amino acids)
Biological process (GO): cell differentiation; regulation of transcription by RNA polymerase II
Cellular component (GO): nucleus
Molecular function (GO): RNA polymerase II cis-regulatory region sequence-specific DNA binding; DNA-binding transcription factor activity, RNA polymerase II-specific
Source: RefSeq, a predicted model, not a curated record
AGAAAAAAAAAAUCAAGAACUUUUGGGCUAAGGGAAGCCGGGAGCAAGCAGCUUUCCCUUGGGGAAAGCACGAGCAGUUGGUGCUUGUUUGGGCCAGUCUUGGACCCUCUGACCUCAGCAGCCUUGCACCUAGCGGCUUGGCCCGGGCCUUGCUCUAGGAAGCCAUGGAUUUUCCCGAUUCUCUCCUCAGUCAAUUUCUAUUUCUGGUAGGACUGCGGGUUCUCUGGAAGGGGCAGUGGGGGCGUGGCUAGCUUCCACCUAAGCCAAUAGAGAAGAAGCCCGGGGAACAGGCCCAGCCCCCGCCGUGACGUCUUGACCAGGGACAGAGGCGGCUUCUGAGCCCUACUCCUAGUCCCUGCAGUGGCUGUAACAAAACCCAGACCCCCGGUUCCAGGCUAAUGGAGGCAAUUUAGACUGCAGCAGGACCUCGUCCAUCGUUUGUCAAAAGUCCUAUUCGGCAGCAGAGGUAGAGGCAGGAGGACAGCAAGAACCACUUCCCCGCCCCUCCGUCGAGGAUUUAUUGAGUAUUUGCUUUGAGCAAUUAAGUUGCUCUGAUGAUGUUACCAAGCCCGGUCACUUCCACACCUUUCUCUGUCAAAGACAUUUUGAAUCUGGAGCAGCAGCAACAACAGUACCACGGCGGGCACUUGCAGACGGACUUGGAGCAGCAUUUCCAUUCGGCCUCCUCCUGCAUGUUGGCAGCGGGGGAGGCGGCCCAAUUUUCUGAUGGGGGGGAGGAAGUGGAGGAGGGAGAGAAACUGCCCUAUUUAAACUCAAUAGCCGCAGCCGAGAGCCACGGGGAGACGGGAAUCUGUCCCGAGAGCUAUGUCCACACGGUCCUCCGCGGCUCCUGCGGGCCCAAGGACCAAGAAGAGGAGGCCGACGGGGUCGUGAGGGACAGGAGCCAGAAAAGCUGCCCGCUGAAGAAGCCGCUGGAGGCUGGAGAGUGUAAGGCCGAGGAAAGCGAGAGGCCGAAGCAGCGAAGCCGGAGAAAGCCCAGGGUCCUCUUCUCUCAGGCUCAGGUUUUCGAGCUGGAAAGGAGAUUUAAGCAACAGAGGUAUUUGUCUGCGCCAGAGCGGGAGCAUCUCGCCAGUAGCCUAAAGCUCACAUCUACACAGGUGAAGAUCUGGUUUCAGAACCGGAGGUAUAAGUGUAAGAGGCAGCGUCAGGACAAGUCCUUGGAGAUGGGGACGCACCCACACCCGCCGCCUCCCAGGAGGGUGGCGGUGCCAGUGUUGGUGCGGGACGGGAAGCCCUGCAUCAGUGGGGCGCAGAGUUACAACGCUCCAUAUAGCGUGGGAGCCAGCCCUUACUCCUAUAACGGCUUCCCGAGCUACGGCUACGGGAACUCGGCCGCCGCCGCCGCCGCGGCCGCCGCCUAUAGCGGCAACUACGGCUGCACUUACCCCGGGAGCAGCGGCGCGGCCGCAGCCGCCGCCAUCCCGCCAGCCUGCAACGCGGCAGGAGGCGGCCCCUUUGUGAACGUGAGCAACCUGGGAGGCUUCGGGGGCGCCGCGCAGCCCCUCCAAAGCCUGCACCAGGGCAGCGCAGUGCCCACCUGCGCCCAAGGCACCUUGCAGGGCAUCCGAGCCUGGUAGGGGCAGGCAAGGAGGCUCCGGAGCAGCCUGCAGGGUAUUCUUCAGACUGAAGGGCGGGAAAGACCUGGCCGGGGAAGAUGGACCUGGAAGCGUCCCCUCCCUAAAGAAAUCUCCCCGCCCCAGGGCUCAAAGUGCAGCUGACUCGAGACCGGAAAUAGUGGGGACAGAGAGGACAAGCAGGGCUCCCCAUUUCUACUACAUCAGAUUGUAUUUGGCAUAGAGGAGAAACAAUGGUCUAUACAUAUAUACUUAAGCUAUACUAUGUAACAGCGACUUGUUUGAGGCCAACCGCAGUUAAGCUCAAAGAACAGGCUGGAGGCUGGGCUGCUCUUUCCAGCCUGCAUCCCAGGGCGGGGAGAGAUGGGAUGCACUCCUCACGAAGUGCCAGACCCAAAGGAAUUCUCCUUUUCCCCAGCCUUCCUUCUCCUUGCACGAAGAAUUAGCAUUAGCGAGGAAAGAAAAAAGAAAUGAAGGGGAGAAACUGGCAAUGAGCGACCUGACCCCAUACUCACUCCUCUCACUUUGCUACCUUUCUGAGCUCUCAGCCUAAUCUGGUUUCAGAAAAAGACCUAUCUCCACACCCCCACAAACACAACAGUCCUUUAACAAGCCUUUUAACAAUCCUUUUCCGUAGUGCCCUGCCCCCUCCAUUCUAUAACCCCCAGGCAGAUUUGACGGGCUGGGGCGGGGUGGGGGGGGCGGGUAGGAGUGCAAGAAAGGAGUAAGUCUUAAGAGCAUCCUUGCCCACCUCUCCGGAGGCUGCAAGAGAGUCCUCGGCCUCCCCUCCAGGGCUGCUCCAGGGCAGGCGCCAGCCAGGACUCCUGAGUUUUCCAGUCCAAUUUGCAGAUUAGCAGAGCAGGCUACCAGAUCAAAGGGUUUCGUGGGUUAAACAAUUUGAGUAGCCCGUGGCGCCCUGGAAGGUGUUACUUUGUUUCUUUUCUAUUCCAUAUUCUGUAUCCAGCACAUAUUAUAAAUAUAUAUACCUAUAUACACACCGUGUACACACCAGCUGCCAUACACUACAGGAAUUAAUAAAGAAGGUGCAAUAUUUCCAAAUCCA